Funneliformis caledonium is the source of this 505-nucleotide messenger RNA. The record is from the annotation of a GenBank genome assembly. NCBI's taxonomy places the organism in Eukaryota, Fungi, Glomeromycota, Glomeromycetes, Glomerales, Glomeraceae.
AACAAAAUACCGGAUUUACAAGCUCUUAUACAAAUUGUUACAUCACCUUCCAUAAGGAAAGUGUCGGGUUGUUUAUCAUCAAAUAUUAAUAAUCGGAUUAAACCUACAAGUAAACCUUUAUCAAGAUAUGAUAUUGCAAGAGAGAAAUUAAUACUUGAAAGUUUCCUUAUGAAAAAGAAUAUGGUCAAAUUUAUGAUAAAAUUAAAGAACCAAUUGAUGAAUUCAAAGGAUGUCGUAUUUUUAUAUAUGGUCAACCUUGAAUUGAAUUCUUUUGAAUUCGUUGAAAUUAAUGGAAUGAAAGUUAAGCCUCACGAUAAAACGCAGAAUCUUAUAUUUUAUGAUAAAGAUCAACGAGUUUUAAUUAAUAUUUUGGAAUGGACAGCUUUACCAAAUUCUAGAUUCGUUUUGAUUGCUUUGACGAAUGUUGAACCGGAAGCUGUCGAAUUUACUGCAAGAAAAGUGAGAGUUAUUUCACAAGAUGCAAGAAAUGCUCUGUUUAAUGCAG